Molecule: messenger RNA, 1474 nt
Organism: Aspergillus brunneoviolaceus CBS 621.78
Lineage: Eukaryota; Fungi; Ascomycota; Eurotiomycetes; Eurotiales; Aspergillaceae
Product: sterol esterase
Exons: 2
Coding region: 1-1404 (467 amino acids)
Biological process (GO): lipid metabolic process
Source: RefSeq, a predicted model, not a curated record
AUGGCGCGUGUACCGGUUAUUGGGAGGCUGUUCUGGUUUGAGUAUUUGGCGCUGUUUGGGUCGCUGAUCUUGGUGUUGCUGGAAUGGGUCAUACAUAUUAUCACUUUUUGUCUGCCUGAACCUGUCAUUCGGUUCUGCUACGAUCGUUCGAAGACAAUCUUCAACCUCCUGAUACCUCCCGGGGAGGAGCUCGAUGAGCGUGAGAAUGAAGAGAAGGUCGCUGCGGCCGUGGCGCAGGCGUCCGAUUUCACGGACAUUUGCGCUUUGUUCGGAUACCAGGCGGAGGAGCACAUCGUUCAGACUGGAGACGGCUACUUGCUCGGCCUCCACCGCCUCUCCUCUCGCAAGGGCGAGGAAGGGAAACGGAUCAACCAGGGUGAAGGAAGCAUCAAGAAGAAGGUUGUCUACCUUCACCAUGGGCUGAUGAUGUGCAGUGAGGUUUGGGUCUGCCUGUCCGAGGAACAGCGAUGCCUGCCUUUUCAACUGGUAGAGCGCGGCUACGAUGUGUGGCUUGGGAAUAAUCGCGGCAACAAGUACUCCAAGAAGUCCAUCAAGCACUCUCCGUUGACGAACGAGUUCUGGGACUUCUCCAUCGACCAAUUCUCCUUUCAUGAUAUCCCCGACAGCAUCCGAUACAUUCUUGACGUGACGGAGCAGCCCUCCUUGUCAUAUGUUGGUUUCUCGCAAGGCACGGCGCAGGCCUUCGCGACUCUCUCCAUCCAUCCGCUCCUGAACCAGAAGAUUGAUGUCUUCGUGGCUCUCGCGCCCGCGAUGGCCCCAACAGGCCUGCCGAACCACGUAGUAGACUCGUUGAUGAAGGCCUCGCCUAACUUCCUGUUCCUCCUGUUCGGCAGACGCAGCAUCCUCAGCUCCACUACUAUGUGGCAGACCAUUCUUUACCCCCCGAUUUUCGUUUGGAUCAUUGACACGUCACUCCGCGGCCUCUUCAACUGGAGAUGCAAGAAUAUCAGUCGCUGGCAGAAGCUCGCGGGGUACCUGCACCUGUUCUCUUUUACAAGCACCAAGUCGGUGGUGCACUGGUUCCAGAUCAUCCGACACCGGAAUUUCCAGUUCUACGACGAUGAGAUCCACGCUCCGCUGAGUAUUGUGGCCAGCGAGCGUUUCUACAAGCCGGCCAAGUACCCGACCAAGAACAUCAAAACCCCUAUCGUCCUGCUGUACGGCGGAAGUGACAGCCUGGUCGACAUCAACGUCAUGCUAUCCGAGCUACCCAGCGGGACCGUGGCCAAGGAGAUCCCGGAGUACGAGCAUCUGGACUUCCUAUGGGCCCAUGAUGUGAACCGACGAGUGUUCAGCCAUGUGUUUGACGCACUGGACAAGUACAGCCGCAAGGGGAAGGAACAAGUCAAUGGCGUCAAGGAGGUGGCAGGAUCCGACUACUAAGGUUUUGUGAUAUGCCUGUUCUGUUGCAGCUUUGACUCGAUCAGGCAGGGUCACAUUUAGACGGGAGAGA